AUGUAUUAUUCAACUCGUCCUCGAUGGGAUAUCCCUGAUCCCAACAACUUCCCUCUAGCUUUGCACAAUACUCGCUACAAUGGGUGGCCCAAACCUCCAAUACAGCUUCCUCAUGUCGCUGCGCCUUCGUUCAAGAAGCCCGCUGAACAGCACGUCACAUUUGCCCUCAACACCCCGUCAAACCGUCGUCCCGUUGACGGUAACGCCAUUCAUACCCAACCAUACUCGAUGCAUCUUCAACUUGACACUCACCCACGCGCGAAUUCUGGGGCGCAAGGUAUUUCCCCCCUCCUUCGUUUUGCUCUAAACCCAUUUUUUUCUGUAGGUAUCAUGUGGCCAGUUGAAUACCAAUCCCAUGACGUUUCCGACUCGUGCACGUGGAACGGUGGCCAGAAUCCAUCUCUCCAAGGUGUUUUUGAGACGCGUACUGCAGCUCGACACCACAAAGAGAAUGCAGCGAUUAAACGCAAGUGUCCCCGUUCGUUUAGUUACGACUGCCAAGAUGUUGAGUUGCGUGCUUUCUUAGAUGACCCUGCACGACGAACAAAGAUUUCAAUCCCACUGAUCGAUAAGGACACACAAAUCGCCUACCUCCUCGCAGCACCAUGCGCGCAACUGGUAAACCAUUGGCGAUACCCACCGAACUCGCUCUAUUUUCCACCAUCAUCUUCAUAUGCAGGGUGGGGAUCUGAGUUCCUUCGAGUACUCACGCUAGCACGGCACAACCGAAUACGACUGAUCAGCCAAGACUUUCCCUGGGCAUUCAACAUCAGCCCUGAACCCAGUGCUGCAGAACAAGGUGUGACGUGUCUCGAUGUCCUCAAUGCGCUGCAUGCUGCAUUGCAACGUCCAUUCUCGGAUACAGAGUGGGGAGCCGCUGCGCAGGACAAACAAGCGAGCCUCAUCAGAGCGCGCGAUCGUCAGCUAAAUAUGAAACCUGCUUUGUGGCUCUGA
Suillus plorans is the source of this 954-nucleotide messenger RNA. RefSeq lists its product as uncharacterized. The record is from RefSeq and is a predicted model, not a curated record. The transcript is spliced from 4 exons. Bases 1 to 954 code for a protein of 317 amino acids. Lineage: Eukaryota; Fungi; Basidiomycota; Agaricomycetes; Boletales; Suillaceae.